Molecule: messenger RNA, 1443 nt
Organism: Nicotiana tabacum (common tobacco)
Lineage: Eukaryota; Viridiplantae; Streptophyta; Magnoliopsida; Solanales; Solanaceae
Product: E3 ubiquitin-protein ligase ATL15-like
Source: RefSeq, a predicted model, not a curated record
CCUUAACUUAAACAUCUCUGCCUUAUAUAUUCUUCGCUCCACGUCCGGCACUGAAAUAAUUUGUAAUCAAACUCCUCUCAAAGCAAAUGAAUAUUACUUGUCUACCAUUCAUCUAAUUUUUUUCUUUCAUUAUACUUAGAUUAGAUGAAGAAGAUAAUAAACGAGCUUAGCCAUGGCUUUUGCGUUAUUUUCCUCCGCCUUUUUAUAUUUGUGGCUUGUGCCGCAGCACAAACUGCAGAAACGGCGCCAAAACCACCAUAUUCAUUUGACAGAAAUAUCAAAAUAAAUCCACCUAUGGCUAUAAUUCUUGUUACCCUAAUCAGUGUAUUUUUUGCUAUGGGAAUUGUUUCAGUUUACGUACGUCAAUGUGCUGAACGCCGCUUUGCCAACGACUUCGUACACGUAGAUGAAAAUUCUCUCCGCGGGGCAGCUCGUGGUAUAGACCCAAAUGUCAUUAACUCUUUUCCUAUGUUUCUUUACUCUGAUGUUAAGGAUCUCAAAAUUGGUACAUCUGCAUUAGAAUGUGCUGUUUGCUUAAACGAGUUCGAAGAUGAUGAAACUCUUCGACUUCUUCCUACAUGUUGCCACGUGUUCCACCCUGAUUGUAUUGAUGCUUGGCUAAUUUCCCAUAUUACCUGUCCCGUUUGUCGUGCUAAUUUACUCUCUAAACCCGGUGAUGAGAAAAUCACGGUUCUUGGUCAUUACCCAAUAAAUUCCGAGUCACCCGACCUGGAAUUUGGUAACCUGGUUCAUGAAGUGAAUGACUCGGUGAUUGAUAUAAAUGUUGCAUCUCCUGAAGUGAUAAACAUAGCACAAACACCAGUACACAAUCGUCCACCAAGGUCAACGCAAAAACGACAGAAAAUUACAGGAAAAUUCCCGAGGUCUCACUCGACCGGUCACUCACUGAUUCAACCCGGUCAGGAUUGUGAACGGUUUACUUUAAGAUUACCAGAGGAGGUUCGGAACAAAUUGAUUAACUCGGGUUUGAGUCGAGCACAAAGCAACUCGCCGUUUCCAAGGGAGAGAAGUGUGAGGAAUGGGUACAGAAGUAGUAGUGUGGGAACCGGUUCAGCACGGAUUAAUCAUGGUUAUUACGAGCGGUUUAAUGAGGAAGGACGGGCGGACCGGUGGGGGUUUAUGAAUGUGCCUCCUUUCUUUUCGAGAGGCGGUUCAACCCGGUCGUCUAAGGAUGGUAACGGAGGAGCUGGUGAUGAUAUAACGGCGGUUAACAAGAAUUUGUUUAAGACUGUUAAGCUUCCGUUUGAUCGCAUUUUUGAGAAAGAUAGCACGGGUGAAAGAUCGUUUAAUAAACUUAGGUUAGGUAGUUCAAGCAAUUGAGAUACUUAUAUGAUAUUCUUUUUAAACCUUAAAUUUGUUGUACUAAUUUGUAUAUACUUACAUUUGUUAGUUUUAUGAUAUUAUCUUCUUAUCAUUUCAAUU